AGCAAUUUGUUCCAAGAACUAUUUAAAGGUAAAUUUUCACAGCGAUGAAAAAGCAGACCCACAGCGGUUAUAUCUACAUCUAUAAAGACCGAAACCUCUUCUUCAUAAUACACUUAACAUGUUGAUUGAGCUACGAACAUAAGUCAUCGUUCACUCUCAUCUAAAUUAUUCCAGAUUUGCAAUCGGCGAAGCAGCAUGACAAUCGGUAUUUUCCCCGCUGCAGGCGGACUCGGAGGCAGCACAUACAAACAUCUCCUGAAGCUUGUUCCUGCCGAUCAAGUUGUGCUUAUCAGCAGGAACCCAGACAAAGUGCCGCAGGAAUACGCGCAAGCUGGUGCCGUGCUCCGUCAGGCCAGCUAUGAAUCAAGCCCGGAGGAACUCGCGAAGGCAUUCGACGGCGUGAAGACCUUGUUCCUAAUCUCUUAUCCAAGCCAUGUUCACAAGUAUCGAGUCAAGGUCCAAAUUCCCGCCGUAGAUGCCGCCCGCCGUGCAGGAGUGAAGCACAUAUUCUACAGCUCUUUGGGAUUCGCCAGUUUGAAGAAGUCCAGCUCCUUGGCCGAGGUCAUGCAGGCACAUCUCGACACGGAAAGAUACCUUGCCAAACUCGCCAGCGAAGAUGAAUCUUUUACCUACACAUCCAUCCGAGAAGGUAUCUACUCUGAGUCGACCCCGAUUUACACUGCCUUUUUCACUCCUGAAAAUGCCAGUCACAAGAAGGAAAUUCUGAUCCCGCACGAUGGCAGCGGGCCCGGAGUAACCUGGGUCAAGCAGGACGAACUCGGCGAAGCCUCUGCACGCUUGAUUGCCGAUUAUGUCGCAGAAACGCAGAAAUUUGAGUAUGUCAAUGAUAUUGUGACUCUGACUGGAAUACGAGAGUGGUCACUGGCCGAUACAGUCCACCUCUUGGCCAAAACACUUGGAAAAGAAGUACGCAUCCGGCAGGUCAGUGUGGAUGAGUAUGUCGCGCAGCCGCAGGUAUUGGAAAAGUUCGGAUCGCGAGAGAACGCCGUGACCUGGGCAACAGCCUGGGAUGCUAUCCGAGCAGGAGAGACAGCAGUGGUGACGCCAGAUAUGGAGAAGAUUUUGGGAAGGAAGCCUGAAGCUUUUGAGACCACGAUUGGAAAUAUCUUGGGUCGAUAA
Messenger RNA from Fusarium verticillioides 7600, 1140 nucleotides. RefSeq lists its product as hypothetical. Lineage: Eukaryota; Fungi; Ascomycota; Sordariomycetes; Hypocreales; Nectriaceae. The transcript is spliced from 2 exons. Bases 196 to 1140 code for a protein of 314 amino acids. The record is from RefSeq and is a predicted model, not a curated record.